Molecule: messenger RNA, 4967 nt
Organism: Cebus imitator (Panamanian white-faced capuchin)
Lineage: Eukaryota; Metazoa; Chordata; Mammalia; Primates; Cebidae
Gene: ZNF521
Product: zinc finger protein 521
Exons: 8
Coding region: 248-4183 (1311 amino acids)
Biological process (GO): regulation of transcription by RNA polymerase II
Cellular component (GO): nucleus
Molecular function (GO): DNA-binding transcription factor activity, RNA polymerase II-specific; RNA polymerase II transcription regulatory region sequence-specific DNA binding
Source: RefSeq, a predicted model, not a curated record
AGUCCGGGUCUUGGCGGGCCCCCUCCUCCCUCCCGCUCCCCGCGCUCUCGCCUUUUAAUCAUGCCCCUCUGUCUGUGUGUGAGUGCAGGCAGGCUGACAAUGAUUUCCUCAGUGAUUACGUACAGAGCGAGUCCCUGCGGGUUAGGGGCCCCCUCUGGAGCCAUCCUGAUGGCUUUGGGGGCCUUGCUUCCAUUUUCCAUUAUUAUGUGGACUACCGGAGCGACAGCGCAGUCCAAGACCUUGCAGGAUGUCUCGCCGCAAGCAAGCGAAACCGAGAUCCCUCAAAGACCCCAACUGUAAACUUGAAGACAAGACUGAAGAUGGAGAGGCACUAGAUUGUAAGAAGAGGCCGGAAGACGGGGAGGAGUUGGAAGACGAAGCUGUGCACAGCUGCGACAGCUGCCUCCAGGUGUUUGAAUCGCUGAGCGAUAUCACAGAACACAAGAUUAAUCAAUGUCAACUGACAGAUGGAGUGGAUGUUGAAGAUGAUCCAACUUGCUCUUGGCCAGCUUCCUCACCUUCUAGCAAGGAUCAGACUUCCCCUAGCCAUGGAGAAGGUUGCGAUUUUGGAGAGGAAGAAGGUGGUCCUGGGCUUCCGUACCCAUGUCAAUUCUGUGACAAGUCGUUUAGCCGCCUCAGCUACCUAAAGCACCAUGAGCAGAGUCACAGCGACAAACUGCCUUUCAAAUGCACCUACUGCAGUAGGCUGUUCAAACACAAGCGCAGCCGAGAUCGCCAUAUAAAACUCCACACCGGGGACAAGAAGUACCACUGCAGUGAAUGUGAUGCUGCGUUUUCCAGAAGUGAUCACUUGAAGAUCCACUUAAAGACUCACACGUCCAACAAGCCAUAUAAAUGUGCCAUUUGUCGCCGUGGGUUCCUGUCCUCUAGUUCCUUACACGGACACAUGCAGGUUCACGAGAGGAAUAAGGACGGCUCCCAGUCCGGUUCCAGGAUGGAGGACUGGAAGAUGAAGGACACUCAGAAGUGCAGUCAGUGUGAGGAAGGCUUUGACUUCCCAGAAGACCUCCAAAAACACAUUGCAGAGUGCCACCCCGAAUGCUCCCCAAACGAGGACCGAGCGGCCCUCCAGUGUGUCUACUGCCACGAGCUCUUUGUAGAGGAAACCUCCCUCAUGAACCACAUGGAGCAGGUGCACGGCGGGGAGAAGAAGAACUCAUGCAGCAUUUGUUCUGAGAGUUUCCACACAGUUGAGGAACUGUACAGCCACAUGGACAGUCACCAGCAACCCGAGUCGUGCAAUCACAGCAACAGCCCUUCCCUGGUCACGGUGGGCUACACUUCCGUGUCCAGCACGACUCCAGAUUCCAACCUCUCAGUGGACAGCUCAACCAUGGUGGAAGCUGCCCCGCCCAUCCCAAAGAGUCGAGGGAGGAAGAGGGCCGCUCAACAAACCCCUGACUUGACUGGUCCCUCGAGUAAACAAGCAAAAGUGACCUACAGCUGUAUUUACUGCAACAAGCAGUUAUUUUCAAGUCUUGCAGUUCUGCAGAUUCACCUGAAAACUAUGCACUUAGAUAAGCCAGAACAGGCCCAUAUUUGUCAGUAUUGCUUGGAGGUCCUGCCAUCACUCUAUAACCUAAAUGAACAUCUUAAGCAAGUGCAUGAAGCUCAGGACCCAGGACUGAUUGUUUCUGCCAUGCCUGCCAUUGUCUACCAGUGUAACUUCUGUUCUGAAGUUGUCAAUGACCUCAACACUCUUCAGGAACACAUCCGAUGUUCUCAUGGAUUUGCAAACCCUGCAGCUAAAGAUAGUAAUGCAUUCUUUUGUCCCCAUUGCUAUAUGGGGUUUCUCACUGACUCUUCCCUUGAAGAGCAUAUAAGACAGGUCCAUUGUGAUCUCAGUGGCUCCCGAUUUGGGUCUCCAGUGCUUGGGACUCCCAAGGAACCAGUAGUAGAAGUCUAUUCUUGUUCCUAUUGUACAAAUUCGCCAAUAUUCAACAGUGUUCUUAAACUGAACAAGCAUAUCAAAGAGAAUCAUAAAAACAUUCCCUUGGCCCUGAAUUAUAUCCACAAUGGGAAGAAAUCCAGGGCCUUAAGCCCCCUAUCUCCUGUGGCCAUAGAGCAGACAUCUCUUAAGAUGAUGCAGGGAGUAGGAGGUGCACCUGCGCGUCCAGCUGGAGAAUAUAUCUGUAAUCAAUGUGGUGCUAAGUACACAUCCCUAGGCAGCUUUCAGACUCACCUAAAAACUCAUCUCGACACUGUGCUUCCAAAAUUGACCUGUCCUCAGUGCAACAAGGAAUUCCCCAACCAAGAAUCCUUGCUGAAGCAUGUUACGAUUCACUUUAUGAUCACCUCAACAUAUUACAUCUGUGAGAGUUGUGACAAGCAAUUCACAUCGGUGGAUGACCUUCAGAAACACCUGCUGGACAUGCACACCUUCGUGUUCUUUCGCUGCACCCUCUGCCAGGAAGUUUUUGACUCCAAAGUGUCCAUUCAGCUCCACUUGGCUGUGAAGCACAGUAACGAAAAGAAAGUCUAUAGGUGCACAUCUUGCAACUGGGACUUCCGCAAUGAGACUGACUUGCAGCUCCAUGUGAAACACAACCACCUGGAAAACCAAGGGAAAGUGCAUAAGUGCAUUUUCUGUGGCGAGUCCUUUGGCACCGAGGUGGAGCUGCAGUGCCACAUCACCACUCACAGUAAGAAGUACAACUGCAAAUUCUGUAGCAAAGCCUUCCAUGCAAUCAUUUUGCUAGAAAAACACUUGCGAGAAAAACAUUGUGUAUUCGAAACCAAGACACCCAACUGUGGAACAAAUGGAGCUUCCGAGCAAGUGCAGAAAGAGGAAGUGGAGCUGCAGACUCUGCUGACCAACAGCCAGGAGUCCCACAACAGUCACGAUGGGAGCGAAGAAGAUGUUGACACCUCUGAGCCUAUGUACGGCUGUGACAUUUGCGGGGCAGCCUACACUAUGGAAACUUUGCUGCAGAAUCACCAGCUGCGAGACCACAACAUCAGACCUGGAGAAAGUGCCAUCGUGAAAAAGAAAGCUGAGCUCAUUAAAGGGAAUUACAAGUGCAACGUGUGCUCUCGAACCUUCUUCUCCGAAAAUGGCCUCCGUGAACAUAUGCAGACCCACCUAGGCCCUGUCAAACACUACAUGUGCCCUAUUUGCGGGGAGCGGUUUCCCUCCCUUUUAACUCUUACUGAACACAAAGUCACACAUAGUAAGAGUCUUGAUACUGGAAACUGCCGGAUUUGCAAGAUGCCUCUCCAGAGCGAAGAGGAGUUUUUAGAGCAUUGCCAAAUGCACCCUGACUUGAGGAAUUCCCUGACGGGCUUUCGCUGCGUGGUGUGCAUGCAGACAGUGACCUCCACCUUGGAACUCAAAAUCCAUGGGACAUUCCACAUGCAAAAGACAGGGAAUGGGUCUGCAGUUCAGACCACAGGGCGUGGCCAGCACGUCCAAAAACUGUACAAGUGCGCAUCUUGCCUCAAAGAAUUCCGUUCCAAGCAAGAUCUGGUGAAACUUGACAUCAAUGGCCUGCCAUAUGGUCUGUGUGCUGGCUGCGUGAAUCUCAGUAAAAGCGCCAGCCCAGGCAUCAAUGUCCCUCCCGGCACGAAUAGACCAGGCUUGGGCCAGAAUGAGAAUCUGAGUGCCAUCGAGGGGAAAGGCAAGGUGGGGGGACUGAAGACGCGUUGCUCUAGCUGCAACGUUAAGUUUGAGUCUGAAAAUGAACUCCAGAACCACAUCCAAACCGUCCACCGAGAGCUUGUGCCAGACAGCAACAGCACACAGUUGAAAACGCCCCAAGUAUCACCAAUGCCCAGAAUCAGUCCCUCCCAGUCAGAUGAGAAGAAGACCUAUCAAUGCAUCAAGUGUCAGAUGGUUUUCUACAAUGAAUGGGAUAUUCAGGUUCAUGUUGCAAAUCACAUGAUUGAUGAAGGACUGAACCAUGAAUGCAAACUCUGCAGCCAGACCUUUGACUCUCCUGCCAAACUUCAGUGCCACCUGAUAGAGCACAGCUUCGAAGGGAUGGGAGGAACCUUUAAGUGUCCAGUCUGCUUUACAGUAUUUGUUCAAGCAAACAAGUUGCAGCAGCAUAUUUUCUCUGCCCAUGGACAAGAAGACAAGAUCUAUGACUGUACACAAUGUCCACAGAAGUUUUUCUUCCAAACAGAGCUGCAGAAUCAUACAAUGACCCAACACAGCAGUUAGUGCAAGUACAGUCUCUCAAGGAGAACUGCUUUUGUGGCACAAAAAGGGAACAUGUUUUACUCUUUGCACGAAACUUUCAUUGUUAAUGUAUAUUAUUCAGAAACAUUGUAUUGUACCAUAAAACUUGUAUUAUCAAAACUGUUGGAUGUUCAUGUGUUUGAACUUUUGCGCACCGGAUAGACCCCUUGUAUAUAACGUGUUGCACAUGUAUUAUGUCGUCUGAUACUAAAAUGGUCUUAUAAAGACAAGUGGACUUGGGCCCUAUUCAGGCAAGAUUAGAAAAAAAAAGUAAUAGCAAAAUGGCUUAAGAUAAAGUAUUUUUAAGGAAGAAAGAUUAAAAACAACUGUUAUACAUGAGACUAUGGUUGGACUUCCUUUUCUUUACACUUAAGCCUAGAAUUUCUCUUUUGGUAUAUCAGCGGUUAAAUCCAAGACUAUUUUUUAUUGCUGAAGAUUCUUGCAAACCACAAAGAGAUGUUCUCACAGAACAGAACCCCACAGCUGGAUAAGGCCCGUAUAUAUAUAUUUGUAAGCCUUGCAAUGUGACAGGUAGCAUCACUAUAUAUGCAAUAGUUGUUAUGUAGACUGUCAAAAGAAUUUUUUUUCCUGGAUACAUUUGAAGCUUUGAGUGUUCAAGGUUUUCCUUAAUGAUUUCACGCAGCCAAAUUCUUGAAUCAGUUGAACUAACCUGUAUGUUACUGUUAUUAAUGUUUACUCUGCGGUCUGAACCUGGAGAUUACUGGAAUUGUUUUCCAAGAGGAAAUAAAUUCAGUUUACCAUUAGG